Molecule: messenger RNA, 2427 nt
Organism: Gaeumannomyces tritici R3-111a-1
Lineage: Eukaryota; Fungi; Ascomycota; Sordariomycetes; Magnaporthales; Magnaporthaceae
Exons: 2
Coding region: 1-2427 (808 amino acids)
Biological process (GO): nucleoside metabolic process
Molecular function (GO): catalytic activity
Source: RefSeq, a predicted model, not a curated record
AUGUGGUACGAUGAGGUCGCAAAAAGUUGCUCCACACAUCCGUCAGACCGCGGGAUGCAGACCUACGAGGUCUCACGCAAGACAAAAAGCUCACCAUCUCUCGAUGUGUGGGAAGCUGCCAACUCGGUCCUGCUGGCUCUACAGAAGCUGGGCUGCUGCACUUCUCACUCACAUUGCCACAACCCGCCGGAUCUGUGGCCGAAGCUAUGUGUGGCCACGCACCGCAAACUUUCAGCCGCCCCCGACUCGCGUGGAGUGACGGUGGAUGCCUUCGACAUCCUCAUCGACGUCGGAGACGCAAAGGCCCAGGAGGCGCACAUCCAGACAUCCAGGCACCUAGCACCAGCACCCAAGGCUGUCGGGUUACCCACAAUCGUUAUUGCCCCCUUUGGGACUGCGAAAGCCGCUGUGAAACAGAGAUCCAUGGUAAUCGACAAAAUCUGCCGAGAAUCAAUGCUGCCGAAGCCCCUAAGGCGCCUCGACCUGGAAUUGUCAUGGACGAAUGACGAGUUCAGGAUAAAGAAGCUUAGAGGCCAGGACAAGAAGUUGAAUAUAGACGGGCAGAGGUCGUCAAUAUCUCUGGACUUCCUCCUCAGAACGGCAAACGAAAGGUCGCUCACGAUCCAGAACAGGCGCAUCCUCGCCGUUCUUCUGGGAUAUGCAGUCCUCAACCUGCACCGCACCCAAUGGCUCCAAAACUCAUUCACCUCCUCCAAUGUGUUGCUUUUCCCCGCCCCGGACGACAGCCGGGCUAACACGGGUCUCUCUGGCGCAACAAUCGAUCCAGGCGACGCUGAGGCCGACCCAGAUGACUCCGACUUUGACCCGGAUGACUCUGAGAUCGACCCUGAUGACGUCGUGGACCAUAGCAUGCCCAUCCUCAUCACGUUCGCCGCCAUGUUGAUGGAGGUGUACUUGGGGGAGCCGUUCGAACUACUGGCCGAGAAGUACAACUUGGGAAAAGGGGAAACCUCGGAUCAUGAAUUUGUAAAAAGGCUGUUUGACAUGCUCAGGGUUGAGAAGAGGAUCCCUGAUCACGAGAGGAUUGUCGACAGCCUAGAAGCAUGCCUGAGCCUGGUGGAAUGGGUGAGCGACGACGCCCAAGAGCUACCAGACAAGACACUGAGGGACUUGCUAUACAAAAAGGUGGUUCAGCCGCUGGAAGACGACCUUUGCCGCGCGAACAACAAGAUGAGCAUUGACGACAUUGACACCUGCAAGGAAUUCAUCACCUUCAUCCCACGGCAACCCGCUCAGAUGACCCAGUACACACAGCGCAACCAAUCGUGUGACCCAAGGAGUCCCCUGGCGUCCCCAGUAGCCUCUACAGACGGACAUCCCACAAUCACAACGCCGCCGCCACGGCCGGCAGAUCGGAGUGGCUUCUCACUGGCCAUCAUCUGCGCCCUGACACGAGAGGCUGAUGCCGUCGAGCUGCUCUUUGACGAGUUCUACGACGAUCGAUACGGAAAAGCUGACAGCGACGAGUACCAGUACACUACCGGCCGCAUCGGCGUCUACUCUGUCGUCCUUGUCGUCCUCCCCCGCAUGGGCCCCGUCCCCUCGUCCCAGGUCGCCAACGGCCUCCGUGCCAGCUUCCCAAACGUCAAGCUCGCCCUAAUAGUCGGUAUCUGCGGCGGGCUGCCCAAGAUCGGCAAGGAGGAUGCCUUCCUAGGGGACGUGGUGAUAAGCACAAGCAUUUUCAGCCACGACUUUGGGCGUAUAUACAGCGGCGGCAUGGUCUCCAAGACCUCGAUAGAGGAUAGCCUGAGCCGGGCCAGCAACCACGUCCGGGGGCUUUUUACAUUUUUCAACCGCCAGCGCAUGCUCCACGAAGUUGAGGGAAGCGCAAGAAAGAAUCUUGAGCGCCUGAAGAGUAAUGCGCAGGCCUGGUACGGGUGCGGAGCCAAAUAUAAACGCCCCCGGGACGCCACCGACCGCAUCUUUGAGACCAGCUAUGAGCACCGGCACCGCGGCGACGGCGCCCUCAACCAGUGCGCCGCGUGCGCCGCCGGCCCCACCAGCUUCUGCGAGCAGGCGUCGGAGAAAACAUGCGUCGAGCUCGGCUGCGACAUCAGCCAGGAGCUGCCCAGGACGAGCCGCAUAUCCCAGCGCCCGCCCGAGCUCGUGCCCAAGAUCUUCUUUGGGAAGGUGGCGUCGGGCAACGCCGUCAUGAAGUCGGGCCAGCUCCGGGACGAGUUCGCCGACAAGCACGACGUUAUCGCCUUUGAGAUGGAGGGUGCGGGGGCGUGGGAGCAGCUCCCCUGCAUCGUUGUCAAGGGCAUCUGCGACUACGCCGACAGCCACAAGAACAAGGUGUGGCAGGACUUUGCCGCGGCCACGGCGGCGGCCGUGGCAGUUGCUAUGAUCGACAAGUAUCAACUGCCCGACAGCGCUAUGAAGAGUACGGCAGCGAAAUGGUACUGA